AUGGCUAGCCUAGAACGGGUCAGCAAACUACUGGAGGAUGUGAUCUGCCCCAUCUGCAAGGAAAUUCUACAGGAUCCUGUCACCACUGACUGUGGGCACAACUUCUGUCUGCAAUGCAUCAAUCAGGUGGUGAAAACUACAGAAAACCCCCAAUGUCCCCUCUGUAAACUUCCUGUGGAUAAGAAUGUGUUCAGGCCCAAUAAGCUGUUGGCUAGUCUUGCAGAGAAAUUCCUAGCUAUAGAUUCUGUUGAGGUCCAAUCAGAAGAAGAAGAGCCAAGAUGUCGGAAGCACAAGGAAAAGUUCAAUUACUUCUGUGAGGAGGACGGAGAGUUCCUCUGCAGGGAGUGUCAUGACUCCAAGGACCACAAAACCCACAAAGUUACCGUGAUAGAUGAGGCUGCUCAGAACUACAAGGUGCAGAUUGAGACACAGCUUCGGGAUUUGGGGCAAAAGGACAAGGAGAUAAUUAAAGAGAAAAAGGAAGGUGAAGGAGCAAUCCAGGUGUUCAGGGCCCAGGUGCAUCUAGAGAAACUAAAGAUCCUUGAGGAAUUUAAACAUGUGCGCCAGAGACUGGACGAGGAAGAGAGAUUCCUCCUGUCCAGGUUGAGCUGGCUGGAGCAGGAGGGAGUCAAGCAGAUAGAAGAGUAUGUCUCUGUCACAGAGGGACAGCUGACCACCCUCAGAAACCUCACAAGGUCCCUGGAAAAUAGGCUACAAGCGCCAUCCAUGGAGCUACUGGAGGGCAUCAAUGACAUCUUGGGCAGGUAUGAUGGGCAUCCCAAGUGCACUAUGCUUUCUGGUUCACUCACACAUACAACAUUCAAGAUAUAUCCGAACAUGUUCACAUUCUUCAAUAACUCAACUAUAAACCCUUUAGCCUGCAGGUGUAGAAGACCAAGCUGGCCACAGGAGCAUGUGGCUAAAGGACCAGGCAGGACAGAAACCUCUGUCAACACCCUGACACUCAUCUCCCUGGCUCUAGACUGUAUUUAUCACUCUGCCUCCAUCCCAGGAACCAGCUCCCAGGUCCUUCCUGCCCACACUCUAUCCCUGAACUUACAACUCAGAUCAACAUAUCUUCACAGGGGUAAAGAAUUUGUGUUUCACAACCCAACCCCAGUUCCUUUGAACCUGGAGAAAAAAAUCAGUGAAGCAAAGGCAAGACACGAGUCCAUCAUAGAAAGCCUGAAAGAAUCAAUAGACAUUCUGAUCACUGAAUGGAAGGAAGAUAAAAGCACAUUCCUGAACAGCUUGGAUAAAAAGGACAAGGAGAACUGGUACCUGUUACAGAAGAAUAACUCAGAGUUGCUCAGCUCAGUACCUGUGACCCUGGACUCGACCUCAGCUGACCCAAACCUCACCUUUUCUCAGGAUCUAAAGAAAGCAAGCUUGUACCUUGUCGACAGCACAUUGAAUACGCAGGCAAAACCUCGACAACUUUAUCCUUUCCACUGUGUGAGGGGCUCCCCAGGCCUCUCCUCAGGCCUUGGGGUGUGGGAGGUGAAAAUACAGGGACUCCCUGGAAGAGUUUGCAUAGUGGGUGUGGUCGCUGAGUUGCCUCAGGGGUCCCAGAUUCAGAACUCUGAGUCAUGCUGCUUGUGGGCACUGAAGAUCUCAUCCUCUGGAUGUCAGCCAAUCACCAACGUCAGUAUCCAGGAGAAUCUCUCAAUCUGUCUUAGGAAAGUGGGUGUCUAUGUGGAUUAUGAUCGAGGAGAUGUGGUCUUCUAUGAUGCCACCACUAACAAACACAUCUACACCUUCCAAACUUCCUUUGACAGACAGGUCUUCCCCUUUUUUGGGCUCCAAACUGCCCGCAGCUCUAUCACCCUGAGCCUCUAG
This is a messenger RNA of Arvicola amphibius (Eurasian water vole), 1839 nucleotides long. Its product is annotated as E3 ubiquitin-protein ligase TRIM31-like. The coding region runs from base 1 to 1839 and encodes 612 amino acids. The transcript is spliced from 8 exons. Lineage: Eukaryota; Metazoa; Chordata; Mammalia; Rodentia; Cricetidae. Gene Ontology annotation, molecular function: protein binding; zinc ion binding. The record is from RefSeq and is a predicted model, not a curated record.